GUGGGUGAUGGAAAGCCCAACGGCGACAGAACGCAGACCGCGGCGGCUGAGCCGGUACAAAGAAUUGGUGGAAGACAAAUACGGUUUGCUUUCUCCCUACCGGAGAAAGUUCGUGUUUGAGGACAAGGAAACAUUUGAUUAUAAGGGCUGGUACGAUUCCGACGAGGAAGACGACGUCGAUCUCCAAAUCACCGACGUUCAUGGCACCAUCAAGAGAUUCCUCCAACAAGUCCGCGACAGCGGGGGUUACGAUUUGGAUUGUUGCCCGCCUAGUUGGUUCCACGUUCCUUUCCGGCCAAUAGAUCUGGCUGCUGCAAAGCAGAACGAUGAGGCAUUUUAUAAAGAAGUGAUCAAAGCAGCACACUUUGCAAUCCGCGAGAUCAAUGCUGAGAUGACGGACAAAUGUUACGAGCUUGUGGAAGUAGAAAGAGUGGUGUUGACAUCGACGUGGACGAAGCUUCUGACUUUUAGUGCAAAGGAAGAAGUCAUGAGGAAUGCUUGUGCUGAUUUUGAGUCAGAUUCAGAGGUUGAAGGUGAUGCAACCAUCAAGACUAUUCAGGCAAUGGUGCAUGAAUGUUUUGAUGACUCUUUAGAACUUGAACAGUGGAGGUUUAAACCACUUCCUGUUAAUUCUAUGGAGGAUUCAUUCUUUAUCCUACUUCUAAUUAGUUUCCAUUAA
This is a messenger RNA of Salvia splendens (bonfire salvia), 679 nucleotides long. RefSeq lists its product as uncharacterized. Bases 8 to 679 code for a protein of 223 amino acids. Lineage: Eukaryota; Viridiplantae; Streptophyta; Magnoliopsida; Lamiales; Lamiaceae. The record is from RefSeq and is a predicted model, not a curated record. The transcript is spliced from 3 exons.